This is a messenger RNA of Pecten maximus, 801 nucleotides long. Its product is annotated as violaxanthin de-epoxidase, chloroplastic-like. The transcript has a single exon. The record is from RefSeq and is a predicted model, not a curated record. Gene Ontology annotation, molecular function: violaxanthin de-epoxidase activity. NCBI's taxonomy places the organism in Eukaryota, Metazoa, Mollusca, Bivalvia, Pectinida, Pectinidae. Bases 1 to 801 code for a protein of 266 amino acids. Gene Ontology annotation, biological process: xanthophyll cycle.
AUGUUGUCUAUAUUACUUUCCGUAACACUUAUUCUUCUGUUGUGUCCGAAUGGAGCAAGUGGCCAAAACAUCGUCUGUAUGAUGUUGCAUUGCAAGGACGAAUCUAAGAACUGUAUGUUAGACUCAGACUGUCGAUCGGCACUCGCAUGUAUCACGGGUUGUGGGACGAAAAACGAGACGUGUAUGUUUGACUGCCUGUACUCCUACGAGGAUGACGUGUUCGACACCUUUAUGAAGUGUGCAUUUACGGAAUAUAAAUGCAUCACCAUGGUUUCGCCAGACCCUGAUUUCCGCUGUAAGCCUCCACAUUUACCUCUGAAAACUCUGCCUGCACAACAACUCAAAGGUUCGUGGUAUAUCGUCCUUGGACUGAAUCCGAAUUUCGAUUGUUUUGACUGCCAAAUUACCACGUUUUAUCCAUCGAACAAUUCAAAUUCUUUGUUUGUGAACGAACAUUUUGACGUGCACACCAUUGAUGGAAAGCUGAAGCACAAAUUGGUUAACGAAACCGCUAUGCAAAAUAAUGCAUCGUUUCAAGGACUGCUGGAGUAUAAGAGCAUGCAAAUGGGACACGAGACGACCACAGAGUGGAGAAUUCUGUACCAGGACCCAAAGCUAAGCUAUAUGAUUGGAUACUACUGCGGUCACGUGGCUUCCGACUGGUACUACGAAGGGUCCGUCGUCUUCUCUCGGAAUCCUGAGCUGAGUAGUGAAAUUAUGACAGAGGUUAAAGGUCAAAUGACAACCCUCGGUCUGCCUGUCGACCAGUUUUGUGCACCGAAAACAUCAAAUUGCUUUUAA